AUGGGGUCUACCCACCACCUCAAUCAUCACCGAACCAAAUACAAUGGUAAUUGUAAUGAUAGCUACGACAGGAAUAUGGAUUACGAUGUUCUGAUCAUUGGCGGCGGCUUUGGGGGAUGCUACGCCUUACAUCAGCUGCGUAAGUCGGGCUUUUCGGCACACCUUGUGGAAGCCGGAUCGGCCCUUGGCGGCCUUUCGUUGCGGGAAGUCUGGAAAGACUGGACAUGGUCGCAACGCUUUCCGGGGCACGAGGAGCUGAAGAGAUACUUCACACACGUCGACAAAGUUCUUGACAUUUCUAAGGACGUGUCCUACAAUACUGUUGUGGUUGGGGCCGACUUCGAUAUAGCGACAGCCAAGUGGAUCGUCGAGACCGAUACAGGACGAAUCAUCACGUCACGAUUCUUGAUUCCAGCGACAGGCAGUUCAAUUAAACGAUAUGAGCCCGAAUUCGCAGGAAAGAGUUCCUUCAAAGGCAUAGUGGUACACCCCGCAGCAUGGCCUGAUUCCGGCAUUGAUCUUGAGAAUAAACGAGUCGCCAUUAUUGGAUCAGGGGCAACAGGAGUUCAAUGCGUGCAAGAAAUUGCCAAACAGCCUGGUGUGGAGCUGACAGUCUACGUACGAAAUGUCAACAUUGCACUCCCCAUGCGUCAACGCGAAAUCUCGGAACUGGAGCAGGACAGCUUGAAAGCGAUAUACAAGACACUCUUUAGGUUGGCGAGGGACAGUAGUGCCGGGCUACCUUGCGAUGGACCUACCCAGGUUACAAAGGAGACAACAACGGAAGAAAGGGAGGCUUGGUGGGAGGAGCUAUGGAAGAGAGGGGCCUUCAACUUCCAAACAGGCCAGUAUACGGACUUCUUGAUGGAUGCGGAAGCAAAUCGUUUGAUUUACGAGUUUUGGUCAAAGAAAACCAAAUGCCGGCUACAGGAUCCGGAAAAACGAGCCAUCUUGGUGCCUGACGAACAACCUUUCCCGUUUGGAACAAAACGAAGCAGCCUGGAGCAGGAUUAUUACGAAUGCAUGGACCAGGAUAAUGUGGAAGUGGUGGAUGUGAAGAAGACGGGCAUCCGCGAAUGGACAUCGCGUGGUAUCGUGACUGAAGAUGGGAAGAAGAGAGAGCAUGACAUCGUUGUGCUAGCGACGGGGUACGACACUCCUACGGCUUUGACGAACGCGCCGGUGUUCAUCGAGCAGCAAGUCGAUUUCAUCACAGACUUCCUAGUGAAACUACGCACGGAAAACGUCACAUCCAUCGAGCCACGCCGUUCGGCUGAAGAGCACUGGAAGGAAAAGGUACAGGCAAUACACGAGGCACUGCUGUUUAGCCAGAGUGAUACAUCCUGGUACGUAGGAGGCAACAUUCCCGGCAAGAAGAAGGAACAGCUCAACUAUCUUGGUGGUAUUUCUCAAUAUCUUGAAGAAUGCCGCAAAGGCACCAAGGACUGGUCCAAUUUCGAUGUUGUAUUGGGACUUGGAAGCGCGGCCUGA
Colletotrichum scovillei is the source of this 1491-nucleotide messenger RNA. Its product is annotated as cyclopentanone 1,2-monooxygenase. Bases 1 to 1491 code for a protein of 496 amino acids. The transcript is spliced from 3 exons. Lineage: Eukaryota; Fungi; Ascomycota; Sordariomycetes; Glomerellales; Glomerellaceae. The record is from RefSeq and is a predicted model, not a curated record. Gene Ontology annotation, molecular function: oxidoreductase activity.